Messenger RNA from Betta splendens (Siamese fighting fish), 1033 nucleotides. Its product is annotated as olfactory receptor 49-like. NCBI's taxonomy places the organism in Eukaryota, Metazoa, Chordata, Actinopteri, Anabantiformes, Osphronemidae. The record is from RefSeq and is a predicted model, not a curated record. The transcript has a single exon. Gene Ontology annotation, cellular component: membrane. Gene Ontology annotation, biological process: G protein-coupled receptor signaling pathway. The coding region runs from base 1 to 957 and encodes 318 amino acids. Gene Ontology annotation, molecular function: G protein-coupled receptor activity; olfactory receptor activity.
AUGGGUAAUAUAUCAGUGAUUACUAUACUUAUACUCUCUGGGUUCAACGGCACAGCAAACUACAGAAUCACUCUUUUUACUCUGACCUUAUUGUGUUAUUGUAUCAUAUUGUUGGCGAACUUGACGAUAAUUAUUACAAUAAUUGUGGAUAAAAGCCUCCAUGAGCCCAUGUACAUCUUCCUGUGUAACCUGUGCAUCAAUGGACUUUAUGGAACAGCUGGAUUUUAUCCCAAGUUCCUGAAUGAUCUGCUGUUUUCCACUCAGGUCAUCUCUCAGGCUGGAUGCCUUCUGCAGGGUUUUGUCCUACACUCCUCAGCUUGUGCUGAUUUUUCUAUUCUUGCUCUAAUGGCCUAUGACAGAUAUGUGGCCAUAUGUCGCCCUCUGGUUUAUCACUCUGUGAUGACUAAAAAAAAGAUUAGUGUGUUAGUGUUCUUGGCUUGGCUUCUUCCCUUGUAUUUUUUGUUAAUGAGCACAGUCACAACAAUAUCAACGUUGUGUGGCUCCAUCAUACCAAAGAUCUAUUGUGUUAACUUUUUAAUUUCUAAUCUUGCUUGUUCUCCCUCAAUAGCCAAGGAUAUUAUUCCAUUUAUUAAUUACUCUUUUUAUAUUCUUCAUGCAGGUUUUGUUGUUUGGACUUAUAUCUAUAUGAUCAAGACCUGUUUAAAAUCUAAAGAGAACAUGAACAAGUUCAUGCAGACGUGUGUACCACAUGUGUUUGCUGUAAUGGUUUUCAGUGUGUCUUUGCUUUUUGAUUUGUUGUACAUGAGAUUUGGUUCCAAAGAUUUAUCACAACAUGUCCAGAACUUCAUGGCAAUGGAAUUUCUUGUUAUUCCUCCAAUUAUUAAUCCACUAAUUUAUGGAUUCAAAUUUACAAAAAUAAGAAAUCGUAUUCUGUUUGUGGACAACUUUUUUAGACUAAAGUUGCAAAGUAAAAAACAAUUACUCUGUCAUUUGUAAUUAAUGUAGAUUAAAAUUGUCUCCACUGUUGUGUCUUUGACAACAUAUGGACCGUGCUCAUUUGAAAAGAUGCUUG